CGCCGAAUCUCUUUUCCCCCGAGUUAAUCACGACAACUUCACACAAUGACGACCAGGAAACACAACGAAUUUCUAGAUGCGCCUAGCGAUGAUGAUGAUGAGGGCAGCCUCCGUGGCUACGAUUCUGAGGAGCAUGUGGCGGAGUCUAAAGGUCGGGCCGUGAAGAAGCGCCGGACAGAUACCCAAGAUUUCUUCGGUCUAGGGUCCGACGAGGAUUUAUCCGCAGACGAGGAAGACGAGGAAUCUCGAGCUGAUGUCAAAGGCAAGGUUCACAAGCAAUCAAAGACGAAGAAGCAAGACCCCUUAGGAGAGGAGGAGCAAGAGGAAGAGGAUCAAGAAGAGCACGAGGUUGAGGACGAAGAUGGAGGCGCAUACCUCGAAACCACAUCUGAAGACAAGCCAAAGUCCGCCAAAACCCUGUCUAAAAACUCAAUCAAAAAACCUAAGAAGGAUAAGACCGGCGUUGUUUACCUCUCUUCACUGCCACCAUACCUCAAACCCUUUGCGCUCAAGAACAUCAUGGAAAAACGUGGAUUCGGUCCAAUUAAAAAGGUCUUCUUCGCUCCUCUCGUUCCUACCAACUCCUCGAAACCGCAACGCAGUAACAAGCGCAAAAUUUACUCGGAGGGUUGGAUUGAAUUCGAAUCGAAGAAGACUGCACGUUUGGCGGCGGAAUCUAUGAAUGCUCGAACUCUUGGUGGUCCUAAGGGGAUGUAUUAUCGCGAUGAUGUUAUCAAUAUGCGAUACUUAUCUGGCUUCAAAUGGGCUGAUUUGAUGGAAACUGUGCAGCGCGAGAGAUCAGAGCGAGAAAGCAAACAGCGCAUGGCGGAUAUUCGAGCAAGGAAGGAAGAAAAGGUCUUCCUGGCCGGUGUCGAAGCAGGCCGUCGUCUGGACGGUAUCGCCCAAAAGAAUGAGGAGAAGAGGAAGCGCAAGGCCGAAGCAGAGGGCAAAACCGAUAUCGAGCCGAAGAUGCCGGCACAUGUACGGAGGCGUUUCGUGCAGAAUGAUGUUGUUUCGGCUUCCGAUAAGGAUGAAAAGGCUAUUGGGAAUGAGGCUAAGAGGGUGCUUGGGAAGAUCUUCUAAUGUCUUGCUUCCAACGAGUGCUUUAUUAUUCAGCGUAUAGAGAACCGCUUUCAUUCAUGCAUCCUAGUGGACUCGCUUCUCGUGAUGAUGUACUACCAAAAAUUAAGAAUUCGAUCCUCAACAAUAUAGGUUACCAACCAUCUAC
Molecule: messenger RNA, 1228 nt
Organism: Penicillium brasilianum
Lineage: Eukaryota; Fungi; Ascomycota; Eurotiomycetes; Eurotiales; Aspergillaceae
Source: the annotation of a GenBank genome assembly